AUGCCUGGUCUAUCCAGCAAGACUGGCCGGAAGGCAAGCCGUCGGUCGCGGCGUCUCAUGGACAAGCACUCCCAGAGGUCGUCGCACAGGCACUCGCAGAACUCGCCGCGCGCUCUCAGGUUCCUUUUCCUCUCCGAGCUUCUCGAAAUGAUCUUCCUGUACCUGGACAUGCAAACCUUACUCCUGUCCCGCCGGGUCUGCCACACAUGGGACGAGGUCAUCCAAGGGUCCCGCAAGCUGCAACAAGCGCUAUUCUACAUCCCCGACACGACCAUUCCCGCCGAACCAGGCCGCCACAAUCCACUCAGUAUCGACAAACUCUGGUUCAACUUCCCCGGAGCCCCCAUGGGCAUGCGAGACAGCAUGUACGUGGCCGUCUACGGAAGGUCCCGCGCCGCCCUGUUCAUGCCGAGAAAACGGGGAAGAAGCGACGAUGUAUACCGACGUCCCGAGGCGAGCUGGCGCCGCAUGCUCCUCCGGCAGCCGCCCACUUCUUGCAUCUUGUUCUGGGACCCCGACGCGUUUUACAUGAAAAACGCCUAUGUCUCCGAAGAAGUCGAUGCGCAUGCGAAAUGA
Messenger RNA from Aspergillus japonicus CBS 114.51, 576 nucleotides. Its product is annotated as F-box protein. The record is from RefSeq and is a predicted model, not a curated record. Gene Ontology annotation, molecular function: protein binding. The transcript has a single exon. NCBI's taxonomy places the organism in Eukaryota, Fungi, Ascomycota, Eurotiomycetes, Eurotiales, Aspergillaceae. The coding region runs from base 1 to 576 and encodes 191 amino acids.